CGAAGAGAGUAGUAAGUUGUUGUAGAGAGUUAUUAAGCCGUGGGAAAGCAAGCAAACUUCAACUGAUUUAUGAUGUUCUCUUGCGUUCGUCCACAUUAGUUACCUUGGCAGUGCAUGACACUAACGCUAUAGCCUGUUUGGAGAAAGAGAUCGUCAGCGAAAUAUCGUACGAUGGAUCCAAAGCGACGUGAAUGUUAUGCAGUUCGUGUGAAGCUUUCUCUACCUGCACCCAUUGCAUACACACAAGUGGAGGAUAAGUUGUGCACUUAUUUUCAGUCCAACGAGGAGGGAGGUAACUGCAACGUAGACAGCAUACGUUUAAUGGGGGAAGAUGCCGAUGGCUCUUGGUAUAAAGUUGCUUUUGUUGAACAGUCUGGUGUUAGUAAAGUGUUAUCAAGGCCUGAUCAUGAGAUGGUCGUAGAUGGAAUCAAGAUUCGCCUAGAAGUGCGAGGCUACUCAGCACCACCCCCUGAUACUUCAGAGUCUGCAUCUUCAGAGGAAAACUCAGAUAAACCAGAGGAAGAUGAAAGACUGAUUGAAGUGACUGGUCUGAAACAUUCAACACCCAUAGAGACCCUUAAGCUAUAUUUUGAGAAUCCACGCAAAUCUGGAGGAGGUGAAAUAGAAACGUUUGAGAGAGAACCUAAGACUGGAGUCAUCAGCAUUACCUUCAAGGACCAAUCAGUUACCCCAAUAGUGGCUGGGAAAAAACACAUGCUAUCAGGCGCCACACUGAACGUCAAGCUUGUCACCAAGAAGAAACGUCGUCCACUUCCGAUCAAUACACGAUGUCUGUUUCUAGAAGGGAUACCAGAUGGAUGCUCCUCUGAGCAUGUGACGCUCUUCAUUGAGAAUAAAGUAGCCGUAGACGAGGAACCCACAAUCCGAUAUGGAGAGAAGCCUGGGACAGCUAUUUGUACUUUCUCACGUGAUAUACCAGACCUGAAGGAUGUUAUCAGAAAAAUUUGUGGAAGGAAACUGAAAGGUGCUUCAUUGAAGGCAGAGAAGGUUCAUCAUUCUGACGCCAUCUUAGUGCAAGGAGUUCCAAAAGACUUGGAAAUAGUUGAGUUGUAUUUUGACUACCCAAAGAAGAGUGGCAGCAGUGGAGUGAGAGACGUACAACCAGGACCCAUGGAUGGACAGGCAAUUGUCUACUUUGAAGACUGGAAGGUGGUUCAGGAUGUUUUAACAAAGGGUCGUCAUAAGCUUGGUGGUAAAGAUUUGCGGAUUGAACCGUAUCAUGACUUCUUGGGAGGACUUAGCCCGCUUGAUGCCCCAACUUCACAUAUCCCCAAACCAGUGUCGGUAGAAGUACAGGAAUCUAUUAUGGAUUUCCUAUAUGGGAAAGGUGCGAAUACUAAGAAGAAGUUGCUGAAAGACUUGGCCAAGAUGAAAGCCAAUCUGCUGUGGCCAGAUGGUUCUCAGAAGUCUCAAGCUAAACUAGAACCAGUAAUUGACAAAUCCCAGCACCAAUCAUGGUUGAACUGGGGAAAGAAAGCUGUCGAUGUUCUGACUGACUUCAUGAGAGGACACAAAACAGCCAGAGUUCCAGUUCCGCAAACACUGUGGAAGGAUGCUGCUGAUAAAUUGCAGAAGAUGACUACAGCUUGCUCGAUGGUCCCAGAUACUCAACUUCAUGAAGUGAUACUUGUCGGAGAGCAACGAGAUGUUGAUGUCGCUGAAGCAACAAUAAAUGACAUCAUCAUGGAGUUACAGAAGAAGUCCAAGAAUGCUUCUUCUUUUAAAGCAGAAGGUGACAGUGACACCAAAGAGGAACACUUACCAGAUAAACCAGAAGAAGAUGAGCCAGACGCAGAUGAGCAACUGAUUGUAGUGACUGGUCUGAACCAUUCAACAGAUAUCGGGGUCCUGAAGCUCUAUUUUGAGAAUCCAAGCAAAUCUGGAGGAGGUGAAAUAGAAGCGUUUGAGAGGGAAUCUAAGACUGGUGUAAUCAGCAUUACCUUCAAGGACCAAUCAGUUACUUCUAUAGUGGCUGGGAAAAAGCACACACUAUCAGGCGAUGCACUAAACGUCAAGCUUGUCACCAAGAAGAAACGUCGCCCACUUCAGAUCAAUGCCCGAUGUCUGUUUCUAGAAGGGAUACCAGAUGGAUGUUCCUCUGAGAAUGUGAAGCUCUUUAUUGAAAAUAGAGCAUCCAUGGAUGAGGAACCAACCAUCCAAUAUGGAGAGAAGCCUGGAACAGCUAUAUGUACAUUCUCACGUGAUAUCCCAGACCUGGAGGAUGCUAUCCGAAAAGUUUCUCGAAGAAAACUCAAAGAUACUCCAUUGAAGGCAGAGAAAGUGCCCUAUUCUGACGCAAUCUUAGUGCAAGGAGCUCGACUAGAUUUGGACAUUGUUGAGUUGUAUUUUGAUAGCAAGAAGAGGAGUGGAGGCGGUGGAGUGAGAGAGGUACAACCAGGACCCAUGGAUGGACAGGCAAUCGUCUACUUUGAAGACUGGAAGGUGGUUGAGGAUGUUGUAAGAAAGAGUCAUCAUAAGCUCGGUCGUAAAGAACUGCGGGUUGAAUCAUAUCAUGACUUCCUGGGAAGCCUGAGCCCACUUGAUGCCCCAACUCCACAGUACCCUAAACCAGUGUCGAUUGAAGUACAGGAAUCUAUUAUGGAAUACCUCUAUGGGAAAGGUGAGAACACCAAGAAGAAGUUGCUGAAAGACUUGGCCAAGGUGAAAGCCAAUCUGCUGUGGCCGGAUGGUUCUCAGAAGUCUCAAGCUAAGCUAGAACCAGUAGAAGAUGACUCCCAGCACCAAAUAUCAUGGUUGAACUGGAAAAAGGAAGCUGUUGAUGUUCUGACCGACUUCAUGAGACGACUCAAAACAGCCAGAGUUCCAUUUCCGCAAACACUGUGGAAGGGUGCUGCUGAUGCACUCAAGAAGAUGACUACAGCUUGCUUGAUGUUCACAGAUACUCGACUUCAUGAAGUGAUACUGGUCGGAGAACAACGAGAUGUUGAUGUCACUGAAGCAACAAUCAAUGACAUCAUCAAGAAGUUACAGAAGGAGGCUGACUAUGAUGCUGAGCAAACAAAAGAAGAAAUCAACUGGGAUUCGGAGAAGCUGCAGCUCUUUACCUUGUGUGGGAUUAAACAGGAGAUCGAAAAGCGUUUUCCAGCUCUGAAGAUUACAGUUUUCAGCUCAUAUGGUAAAACUGGCAUCACUCUAGAUGGAAAAAGAAAAACCAUCAAAGACGUGGAGCUAAAGAUAAGGAGGAUGGUGGAAAAAUUAGAAAAGACAGAGUUCAAAGCCGGGAGUACCAAGGUACGAUUUGUUCAGCUUGUUCGGGACAAAAUUCAUGAAAUUCUAGGGUCACAGAAUAUUCAUGCAGUAUGCAGUGGAUCAGAUGAUGGUAAGAUCACAAUACACGGUGCUACUACCAGAGAUGUCAAGGAGGCUAAAGCAUACAUCGAAUAUGAAAUAGAUGAAGAUACCAUUGCAAUCAAAGGACAGUCUGCUUUAGCUGUCUUACAAGGCCACGAUGGGAAGAGACUUUUGGAUUUGAUCAACAAGCAAAAGUUCGUCAUGGCAGGCAUCAGCCAUGAACCAGGUGUCAAGUUUAUUAAACUUGCAGGAUUUAAGAGAAAUUUUGAAGAAACAAAAAAAAACAUCUUGGAUUUUCUCAAGAAAAAUGUCAUCAUUAAAAGCACCAUUCCCUCAAAUAAGAGCAAAAUACGCCUCAUUACCACAUACCAUGGUCAUGAGUUGGAAAAAGUAAGACAACAACAUCGACAAAAUCUUGUAGCUAUCCAGCCACAGAUGAGUGGAAGGAACAGAGGAUUUGUCAUCCAAGGCAACGAGGAGGGUUUAGAUGCAGUCCGCAAACUGGUCACUUCACUUGUACAAGCGGUAAAAGAGAAACAGUAUCCUGUAUCCAAGACGUGCAUGGCUAGACUGUUCCGUGAAGAGAAAGGCAAGAAAUUCUUGGAGUCUGUCGAGAGAGAAUUUCAUUGUGUGAUUACCACCGAUUGUAACGAGGAGAGUGAUGACAAAGCUGCAAGUACUAACUACCACAUGAAAACGGCUGCACCAGAAUUUCUAACUAAGAGAGUUAAUUCUGCUGUAUACGGUGCUGAAGGUGUUGAAGAUGACAAGAAAGAAGAAGAGCUUAAAGAAACGGUCAUUCUACAGCUCAGUGCCAUGGAUAUGAACUCCUUGAUGAAGGCUUCAUACACACUUGAUACAUUUCAAGAAGAGGAAUUUCUAUCUGAAGAUUUUCCAGAUGUGAUGGGAUUGCUUUACAAAAUGACAACAGAACACAAAGCUCAGCUUAAGCAAAUCGGAAGGAAACGUGAUGUGACUGUGGAACCUUCUAAAGGUCGGGCCAAGUUCAUCCAUGUGGAGGGAUGUAAAUACAAUGUCAAGGAUGCCUUACUGGACAUUUCACAGUUCACAAGAAUUCAAAAGGAGGAGACAGAGAAGCAAUUAAAGAUGGAACUCGCAAAAGAAGUCAAGUGGAAGUACAGCACUACAUCAGGUGUGGAGGACUAUGAUGAAGAGGUUAAUGCCCUCCUAGAGGACGCUUACCAGAAGAAAAAGCUAAAUUUAACACUUGAUCUGGAAGAAGGAAGAGCAGUCAUCGACUUCCAACAGAUGCAGGAAAGAUAUAAUCGAAGAGUGAUUAAUGUCCAUCGUGUCGACCUGAAAAGUGCUGCCAGAUUUGAACCACCAAGUAACUGGAUACCGAUGAUGAAAGGGGAGUCAACCAAAAUGGUAAAGCUGACUGCAGGAUCUGAUGAGUACACAGCGGUAGAAACCAAGUUUCGGGCAUCUAUGAGUCCUUUCAACAAUAUUGUCGAGAUAGAGAGAAUUCAAAGUCAAGAUUUGAUGAUGCAGUAUCAAGCCCGUAGAGCUGCACUAGAGAAUCGCCUGAAUAGAACUUAUCAGAUUGAGAUGGUUCUCUACCAUGGAACAGAUGAGCAAACCUCUAAAAAAAUCAGUACACAGGGAUUCAACCGCAGCUUUUGUGGGAAGAAUGCAACUGCAUAUGGAAAUGGCACCUAUUUUGGUGUUGCAGCAAGCUACUCUGCACAUGCUCAAUAUGCUAAACCAAAUGCAAAUGGCACAAAGCAUGUAUUCGUCACAAAUGUUCUCGUUGGAGAUUUCGUCAGAGGCAGCCAAGGAAUGAUCACUCCACCUCCCAAACCACAUAAUCCUGCUGAACUGUUUGACAGUGUUGUAGACAACAUACAUGCUCCUGGCAUUUAUGUCAUCUUUCAUGAUGCACAGGCAUACCCAGAGUAUCUCAUCAAAUUCCAUGAUUUCGCUUCAUUUUGAAAUGUAUUGAGAUUGUUAUGUUUUCCUUGAAAAAUGCCACAAUGAAGUACGACUGAUGCUUGGUUUUGAAAAUUGUAAUCCUGUAAAUAGAGCAAUCAUGCUGUAUCAUUGAUUGGUGCUUCAUUAUGAGCAAAUACCAAUUUUUUCAGAAUUUGUCAUAUUUUUGCAAUGAAAAUGCAUGUAGUCUAAACAUAAAAAUCUAAUUGGGGUGUAAAUUGGGGUGUAAAUGUAGUCUACAAAAAAUCUAAUUGGUGUGUAAAUUAGUGCAACUGUUACUAUAAAACCCUUACAUAUAGGGCCAUUUUUUCAAAACAAAAUCUCGCCUCAAGGACUUAGUUUCAAUGGAGAGGUAAUUUCUCAAUAAAAUAUUUGAUACUGAAAGAAAGUUAUUCAGGUAUCUGAAAGAACAGUUUUUGCAACAAGGGUGUUUUUUUUCUUUUUUCUGUGGCUAAUUCGAUGACCAAUUGAGCCCAAAUUUGUACAAAAUGUUAUUAACUGUUUUAGUGUUGGAACACACCAAGUAAGAACAUUGGUCUUUGACAAUUACCAUCCAGGGCCUUAAAAACUUAAAGGCACUGGACACUAUU
Messenger RNA from Asterias rubens (European starfish), 5873 nucleotides. RefSeq lists its product as uncharacterized. Bases 172 to 5286 code for a protein of 1704 amino acids. Gene Ontology annotation, biological process: negative regulation of gene expression. Gene Ontology annotation, molecular function: NAD+ poly-ADP-ribosyltransferase activity; transcription corepressor activity. NCBI's taxonomy places the organism in Eukaryota, Metazoa, Echinodermata, Asteroidea, Forcipulatida, Asteriidae. The record is from RefSeq and is a predicted model, not a curated record. Gene Ontology annotation, cellular component: nucleus; cytoplasm. The transcript has 20 exons.